Molecule: messenger RNA, 1679 nt
Organism: Falco peregrinus (peregrine falcon)
Lineage: Eukaryota; Metazoa; Chordata; Aves; Falconiformes; Falconidae
Product: hypoxanthine-guanine phosphoribosyltransferase-like
Exons: 9
Coding region: 149-760 (203 amino acids)
Biological process (GO): GMP salvage; purine ribonucleoside salvage; guanine salvage
Molecular function (GO): hypoxanthine phosphoribosyltransferase activity; magnesium ion binding
Source: RefSeq, a predicted model, not a curated record
AGAAGGAAGUAAUGCUUCCUGUAUGAAGGAUGGCAAUUUUGACCUUUUAGAAGCAGGUCAUGAUCUGUCUACAAGAUGAAAAUAGAGCAAGACAAACUGCAGUAGUAAUACCAACCCGUUCUCCGAAAGCAUAGUUCAAAGUAAGAUUAUGGCUCGUGGACUGCAGAUAAGAGAUGAAGAAAGUGGCUAUAAUAAAAAUCUAUUUUGCAUUCCCAAGCAUUAUGAAGAAGACUUAGAAAGAGUCUUCAUUCCUCAUGGACUCAUCCUCGACAGGACGGAACGUUUGGCUAGAGAUAUCAUGCAAGAUAUGGGAAGCCAUCACAUUGUUGCACUCUGUGUCCUUAAAGGAGGCUAUAAAUUCUUUGCUGAUUUGCUGGACCACAUAAAAGCACUAAAUCAAAAUGGUGAUAAAUCUGUGCCUAUUACUGUGGAUUUUGUUAGAAUAAAAAGCUACUGCAAUGAUUCACCUACAGAAAAAAUCAGUAUUGUUGGCGAGGAACUGUCUACACUAAAUGGGAAGAACAUCUUAGUAGUAGAGGACAUUAUCGAGACUGGUAGAACAAUGAAAGCACUACUUUCAAAACUCAAAGAAAACAAACCAAAUACAGUAAAAGUUGUAAGCCUGCUUGUUAAAAGGACAAAUCAAAGUCCAGGUUACAGACCAGACUAUAUAGGCUUUGAAAUUCCAGAUAAAUUUGUGGUUGGAUAUGCUCUUGAUUACAAUGAAUACUUCAGAGAUCUAAAUGUAAAGAUUGACUGAAGUUGUUGUUUGUUCUAGCACAUCUGCAUUCUGAAAGAGAAAGCCAAAGAGAAAUAUAGAAUCUGAUAACAUCAGUCUUCUGGAACAAUAGUUCAGUGGCAUGUACAGCUGCAUGGAUGAGUAGUAAGAAGCAAUCUACUAAUUGUGUUCUUUUCACUGAACAAGUACAACAUUUUCUGAAGAUAUUUUUCUAUAUUUUUUUCCUAUAUUUAUUAUAGAAAACAGGUUAAAGAUGAAUGAGUUCUGUUCAAGUUUCAGUGAAAUCUGAACAGAACGCUGGCCAUGAAAUGGAUAUAUACUCUGCUGGAAUCACAGGGGACACAGCCAGGACAUGUACAUGUGUAUGUGAUUAUGUUUGGGUUUUAAUUUACUAUAUGAAGUAACACAUUAUGUGUAUUGUAUAUAAACUGCACUUGAUUUUACAUGUGAGCUUGUGUGUAUAAAUAUAUACGCUGGUACAUUUACAUAAGGCACAGGCUGAGUAAGCAUUUAAGGACAUGAGGUUAAUUAGGUCAACUGUACAAAAUGCAUACCACAUGGAAAACACAUUUGGUUCCUUAGCUUAAUACAAUGAAAAAACAGUAAACAUUAACAUAACUAGUGAUUAGUUCUUACACAUUCCACGAUCAGUUCUCACACAUUCCACGUAGUGUCACGUCGGGUGUUGUGUCUUGCUUUUUGAGAGAUCAUGUGUUUAUUGUACCAUUGUGGUAUUACUUGAAAUGCAGGUAACACUGUUCACUAGCUGUUAAGCCUGGAUGAUGAACCAUUAUAGCAGGAAAUUACUUCGGCUCCUUGUGUCCCCCCAGUAAGAACUGGAAGCUAAAUAUUACUGCCCAAAACCUGCACCAAACCUGAGCCAAUCUCUACCACCUCACUGUUUCCUGCCUGCACUAAAUAAUUAAAAUAAGCUUUGAGA